Molecule: messenger RNA, 700 nt
Organism: Cylicocyclus nassatus
Lineage: Eukaryota; Metazoa; Nematoda; Chromadorea; Rhabditida; Strongylidae
Source: the annotation of a GenBank genome assembly
AUGCCGUCGAGAAAAGCGGCAACUGCUCGUUUCGCUUGGUCAUUAUCGUUUACUUCUUUCGCUUUGGUCUCUGGAUUCUUUAAUGGCUCCCAGGACGAAGGGUUGCGUUUCGUUGGCAGCUGUUCGAGCGGUGUUCUGACACCAAUAGGCUCUGGGAUGUUGUCCUAUGCACUAGUUGUUCCCAUAAUUUUUCUGGCGCUAGAAGCAAGUGCUUCAGAGGACUGGCAACCCAUCGGCUACAAAGAUUGCAAGUCCAGAUUCAACAUUUUGGACGUUCAAGCAGCCGGCUGUUACCUGAAAGAUACACCAAGUGGGAAGAAGCUGUGUGAAUUUAAAGAAGGAUCUACUCCCAGAAUUAGGAUCAAGUUUAUUCCAGAUGAGACUGUAGAGAAGCUGAAAACGCAGAUUAAAGCCAAAAUUGGUCAGACAUUCCUUGAGUUCCCUAUGGCCGAUGCAGACGCUUGCACUUACGGAGUAUCGUGCCCAGUAGAAGCUGGAAAAGAGUAUGUUUACGAAAAGGGAAUUGAGAUCAUCCACAACUAUCCAAAGGACGAAACCGUGCAAGUGAACUGGAUGGUAAAGGAUGAUAAGAACGACACGAAAGGCGUGUGCAUCAUUUUUUUGGCUCGAAUAAUCGCGUAGCUUGUCUAUGUUUGGUUUCAAUGCUAAUAAAUCUCUGGUAUGUUCAUAAUUUAUUGUU